This is a messenger RNA of Lycium ferocissimum, 2289 nucleotides long. RefSeq lists its product as uncharacterized. The record is from RefSeq and is a predicted model, not a curated record. The transcript is spliced from 8 exons. The coding region runs from base 198 to 1763 and encodes 521 amino acids. Lineage: Eukaryota; Viridiplantae; Streptophyta; Magnoliopsida; Solanales; Solanaceae.
AGCUUGCUUUGUCUUUUCCUUGACGAUUCCAUUGUUAAAAACAUACUAAUAGUCAUGGCAUCGACCUUUACAAACACGUCAUUAAAUCUUCCACAGUAGUCUACAGAAGUAGAGUACUAGAUGUAGAUGACAGAAAUAAACACUAUAUAUGAUGUAAACUAAUGGGGAUGAAGAAGAAGAAGUGAAGGCAAGUGACAAUGUCGGAGCUAAGAUUUCAGGAUCAGAGAUUGGCUUUUAUCUUUAAUAAUCAUGAUGUUAGCCCCGACUGCUUCACUUCUCAAUCUCACUAUCUGCAGCAUUUGGCAGGGUAUGAAUUUUGUGAAGCUUUUGGUGGUCCAGCUCCAGAUCUAAACAAAGCCGUGCUACACAAGAAUAGAAAAGUUCAAAAGGUGUACAACAGCGGGGCUGAGACAGUGGAUGAAAAUCUGACUUUAAAUUCAGCACGAAAGUCGUUCUCACAAGCUCUCAAAGAAUGUCAAGACCGACGGUCUAGGUCCGGAUCUCUAUUGAAGAAAUCAGAUAGGCGAAAAAAGUAUUUGCUAGAUCUAAACAAUGCUGUGAUUAACGCAAAACACUCUUCUUCUCCGCGUACUGGAGUCAUGAAGAACACAACUGUUACUAUGUGUGGAGCUGGUACAUUUCCUAGUCCUGGAACACCAAAUUAUCGGCAUUCCAGUGUUGGCAUUCAGAAAGGCUGGAGUUCGGAGCGUGUGCCAUUGUAUUCGGCUUCCAAUAAUUGGAGUCAACGCAAUACUGCAUUGUUGCCUAAUAAUACUGGAAGGGCAUUACCUUUCAAAUGGGAAGAUGCAGAGAGAUGGAUUUUUAGUCCAAUGUCAGGAUAUAGUUCUGUUCAGCAGCCACAGAGGCGGCCUAAAUCCAAAAGUGGACCUCUUAUUCGCCCUGGUCGUGCUUACUAUUCAUUUUAUGCUCCAGCACCUCCUGUUUUGAAGGGAGGAAAUGGCGGGGACUUAUUAGCCGACUCUCCAUUUUCAAGUGGAGUGAUGGCUACUGAUGGUUUGUCAAUUUGUACUGGAAGCAACUUAGGUGGUGGAAACUUUCCUACAAAUGUGGAGCCGUGCAUUGCAAGAUCAGCUACUGUACAUGGAUGUUCUGAACUGAUCGGUCUAUCAGCACUGUCGGAACCCCAAGAUGAGGCCAGUGGUGUUACGGAGGAUGCAGCCACUGGAGUGAUCUCAAGGAGGGAUAUGGCCACGCAGAUGAGCCCUGAAGAAAGUCUUCCUUCAUCUCCAUUGAGACAAUCAUCCUUUUCACACUCAACUCCAUCUGUGCUAUCAAUUGAAGAAUCACAGAGCCUCACUUCCUCCAAAGCACAAGUGAGAGAUGUGCCAGUUGAUGAACAGGUUACUGUGACCUCAUGGUCAAAAAGACUCGAAAUUGAAGACUGGAAACUGAAAGCUGGGGAAAUCCAUUCUUCAAGUUGGGAAGAUUCUGACACCACGAAGAGCAUCUCAAAGAUUAAGAGGGAAGAGGCCAAAAUUAGUGCGUGGGAGAACCUGCAAAAGGCAAAAGCAGAGGCAGCAGUAAGGAAACUAGAGAUGAAACUGGAGAAAAAGAGAUCGUCGUCUAUGGAUAAAAUUAUGAAAAAACUUAGAUCAGCACAAAGAAAGGCCAAAGAAAUGAGAAACUCAAUGUUAGCUAGCCAGGGAAGUGAAGUUGCAAAAUCUGCUGAUACGGCCUUGUCUUUCCAUCCGACUCGCCAACUAGGUUCUUUGAGUGGCUGCUUUACAUGCCAUGCAUCUUGAUAUUCUUUAAAUCUCUACUCCCAGUGUUAAUGAGCCUCCAUACAAGUGAACAGUCGGAUCAUCUAAUCUUUGAAGAUGUAAUCUGGUGGGUUGCAAAUGUGGUCUGUCAAGAUUAUAUGCGAAUUCAAGAUCUAAAGCCAGUCGGUUUAGAACAAUGGUGGACCUACAUUGGCAGUGUUGGAUGCUCAACACCCAUUGUUUUCGGACCCAAACACUAUUUAUUUUUUUCUGAAACUAGUAAUGCAUACAGAUCGAUUGACUGAUCACGCAAUCUGAUCAGUAGUAACCCAUCAAAGUAGUUGAGCAUCCAUGAUUUAAAAAUCCUAGCGCUGGUUCAGAUUGAAGUUAUACAUCUUAAAUGGUUUCUUUUGCAUAAAUAUAUAUACACAUAAAUAGUUCAAGCUGCAAGAUUCCUUAAGUCAUAUUCUUGGAUGAAUCUAUAUGUAAGAUAUUGGCAAGAAUUCUGUAACAAAUCUGUGUCACUUUGACUUGAUUUCUGAAGGCAGUUUUAAAAUCUGUUUGGACA